Messenger RNA from Alnus glutinosa, 1346 nucleotides. Its product is annotated as QWRF motif-containing protein 7. The record is from RefSeq and is a predicted model, not a curated record. Gene Ontology annotation, molecular function: microtubule binding. Bases 45 to 1187 code for a protein of 380 amino acids. The transcript has 5 exons. Gene Ontology annotation, cellular component: centrosome; nuclear microtubule; cytoplasm. Gene Ontology annotation, biological process: centrosome cycle; spindle assembly. NCBI's taxonomy places the organism in Eukaryota, Viridiplantae, Streptophyta, Magnoliopsida, Fagales, Betulaceae.
UAAAAAAUUAACCUCACCUGUGGUACAGUGUACACAGAAAAUCAAUGGAAACCACGCAAGGUCGCCGCCACCUCUCCGCCCCAUUACCACCAUCACCAUCGCCUCGCCUCCUCCGAAGCCGAAGCACAAGUAGUACUCCAGCCACCGCACUACCUGAAAACAUUAAUUCAUGCACGCCAAAUUCCACCAAAAGAGUAACAAAGCCCCGCCCGCAAUCAACAUCGAAAUCAAGAACCAACAAAAAUGAAGAAAACAUAAAUCCCUCAAUUCCCAUUUCAAGCACGCAAAAGAGGUCGCAAGAAAAUACUCCUCCCAGUAAAGAAGGUUUCGGUAAGUUCUUACAGCGUGCCAGUCCGCUUAUUACUAGUGGUAUACCAAAGGCGGCAAGGUCGGUCACGAAUUCGCCAUCCGCGUGGGCUUUGUCGCCAGGGCGUUCUUUGAGGCCUCCGGUGAAGCCGGAGUCGCCGGGACGGACUCUGCAGGGGGGGUGUCCGGCCUUGCCGGAAUCAGCAGGCUCUGGAGGAAAGAGGGUUAAAGGUGGUGUUAGUGGGGUUUUGAAGUACUUCAAGCAGAAGAAAGCGUCAACACCACAAGAGGAAGAGUUUCAUCGGUUUCGGAUUCUGCAUAAUAGAUUGUUGCAGUGGAGGUUUGUAAAUGCCAAAGCUGAGGCUGCCAUGGCCGGUGUAAAGAGAGUUGCACAGGUCAAAAUAUUUCAUGUAUGGAUUAGAGUCUUCAAAAUGAGAAAAACUAUAGUAGAAAAGCAAAUUCAGAUGGAACGACUCAAACUUGAGAUCAAACUAUAUCGAAUUAUCAACCCACAGAUUUUCUUUCUCAAUGAAUGGGCAAAGUUGGAGAGAAGAAAUCAAGAAUCAGUUAGUAGAAUGACAAGAAAAUUAUCAGGACUGUCAAUCAGGCUUCCCUUAGUACAAGGUGUUAAGGCUGAUGUGGUGUCUAUAUACCAAGCUCUGAGCACGACUAUGGAAGUUAUGGACGACAUUGUGGUGAUGAUCACCAAAUUCUUUUCAAAGAUUGAGACAAUCUCUUAUCUCAUGACAGAACUCAAAUGCAAGUUAGAACAAGAUGAAAAGUAUUUGGAAGAAAUUAAGAUGGUUAUUACCUCGGUUGCUACAUUAUUGGUAAAGGAAAAAAGCAUACAAGUACAUCUCAUUCAAGCUGCUAAGGAGUAAAGGAGAGAUCGAGGUCACUGAAAAGAGAAAAUCUAUAUACGUAUGUUAUUAGAUUAACAAAUUUGUCAUUGGCGACGAAAUUUGUUGUCCAUGAUAUUGUAAUUAUUUAAGAUGAUUAUAUUUAAUUCCUAUGUGAAUAAUCAAUAAUUUUUCCUCUAA